Eurypyga helias (sunbittern) is the source of this 425-nucleotide messenger RNA. RefSeq names its product coiled-coil domain containing 167 (gene CCDC167). NCBI's taxonomy places the organism in Eukaryota, Metazoa, Chordata, Aves, Eurypygiformes, Eurypygidae. The transcript is spliced from 3 exons. The annotation marks the transcript as partial. The record is from RefSeq and is a predicted model, not a curated record.
AUCGAUGGACUGGAGGAGAAGCUGGCACGCUGCAGGCAGAGCGUGGAGGAGAUGGACCUUAAACUGCGCAAGGAGAAGCUCAGCCCCGAAGGAAGAAAGUCACUGGAGAGAGAGAGGAACUUACUAAUGACCAAAGCUGACAACUAUGAGAAAGAACUGAGCCUUCUCCGUAAGGAAAAUCGGAAGAAUGCUGCCCUAGCUGUGGCCAUAGGGUUGCUGAUUGCUGUUAUUUACACCUGCUGGACAAUGUGAUUGCACUCAAGAAUUCACCCUGCUGACCAAAUGACUCUCCUGCCAGCUCUUCCUCCUCACCACUGUGCCACCCCCGAGGGUGAGGAUCAGCAUUUCAAAUUGCUGUGCUUGUUUAUCCUCUCCAAGCCUCCCUCGUAGGGAAGCUUUUGCUCCGAGGAUUGAGGGGACAGAGA